Triticum dicoccoides is the source of this 1046-nucleotide messenger RNA. Its product is annotated as peroxidase 4-like. The transcript has 3 exons. Bases 1 to 831 code for a protein of 276 amino acids. Gene Ontology annotation, molecular function: heme binding; peroxidase activity. NCBI's taxonomy places the organism in Eukaryota, Viridiplantae, Streptophyta, Magnoliopsida, Poales, Poaceae. The record is from RefSeq and is a predicted model, not a curated record. Gene Ontology annotation, biological process: response to oxidative stress.
AUGGCCCGACCACGGCCACCCUCACCACGCCCCGCGCCCAGAGCAAGGGUCGGCCGCCGCGAGCCGCCCCCAGGGGCAAAGGCCGCCGCGCCCAGGAGCAAGGGCCGGUCGCGCGAGCCGCCCCCAGGAGCAAAGGCCGCCGCGAGCCGCCGCGCCCAGGGGCAAGGGCCGGCCGCCGCGAGCCGCCCCGAGGAGCAAAGGCCGCCGCGAGCCGCCGCGCCCAGGGGCAAGGGCCGCCGCGCCCAGGAGCACAGGCUGCCGCGCGCCGCGCCCAGGAGAAGCGGCAGCGCCUUUUCCCCCCAUAAAUACCGGCCGCCCGGCGUUCCUCCACCAUACGGCGCCGAGAACAACAUCCCGCCGCCGACGUCGGGGCUCGCAAACCUUACGUCCCUCUUCGCCGCGCAGGGGCUCUCCCAGAAAGACAUGGUCGCCCUCUCAGGAGCCCACACGAUCGGCCAAGCACGCUGCACAUUCUUCCGGGACCACAUCUACAACGACACAAACAUCGACUCCGGCUUCGCCAGGAGCCGCCAGUCAGACUGCCCUCGCACCGCCGGCUCCGGCGACAACAACCUGGCGCCACUGGACCUGCAGACCCCGACCAUGUUCGAGAACGACUACUACAAGAACCUCGUCCAGAAGAGGGGCAUCCUGCACUCGGACCAGGAGCUCUUCAACGGCGGCGCCACCGACGCGCUGGUCCGGCAGUACGUCGGCAGCCAGAGCGCCUUCUUCAAGGACUUCGUGGUGGGGAUGAUCAAGAUGGGGGACAUCACGCCGCUGACGGGGUCCAGCGGACAGAUCAGGAAGAACUGCAGGAGGAUCAACUAAGAAAAGAUCCUCCACUUUCUGCGCAGACAGUUGUGAAAUCCCUAGAAAUGCAGCACAAUCCGUAGCAAUCCAGGAUGUGUUUGGUCGCGCCCAUGCUUGCAAGCAGCUUGUGGUUUCCUCUCGUUCGACUCUGUUUAUGCAAUUGUGAAAUCAAUGUACGUUGUGCCUGGUGGGUUAAUAAAAGGUCUACCCCGUCUCUAUAGUCAGAAAUUAUU